This is a messenger RNA of Strongylus vulgaris, 543 nucleotides long. The record is from the annotation of a GenBank genome assembly. Lineage: Eukaryota; Metazoa; Nematoda; Chromadorea; Rhabditida; Strongylidae.
AUGGUUGGCAGAGCUAUUGCUGGAUAUGAGACCCAUCUCAUUCCUCUAAAUGGAGAUGGCGAAGUGAAACCUGGCCAACUUGGCUUGCUUCAAAUUCGGGUCUAUUAUGGAAGCACAUUCAUGGGGUAUGCACCAGAUACGAAAGGCAAAGAGAAAUGGGUAGAAACUGGAGAUGUAGCUCGUAAGGAUGAAGAGGGCAGCAUUGAAAUUGUUGCUAACAAGGAGGACUUAAUCUACGACAAUAACAAUGGCCUUGUAGAACAUUGGAACAUUGAACGACUACUGAAUCAGAACGAACUCAUCAAAGGCGUCCAGGUAGUAUCAAUAGGACGCGGACAACCAGUUACAGCUGUUUGCGUUCUGCGAAAUAACAAAGCCAACGUUUCUGAAGCUAAGGCUGAACUUUCAACUAUGUGUAAGAAACAUAUGUUCCCAGUCCCGGACAAGUUCGCUUUCGUACACGAUUUCCCUCGGAUACAUACAAAAAUCCAAAAAUAUCGAAUUCGGGAGAUGCUGAGAGAAGGCAGAAUUACUGUAUUUUGA